This is a messenger RNA of Orbicella faveolata, 1693 nucleotides long. RefSeq lists its product as uncharacterized. The record is from RefSeq and is a predicted model, not a curated record. NCBI's taxonomy places the organism in Eukaryota, Metazoa, Cnidaria, Anthozoa, Scleractinia, Merulinidae.
CCAACCAUCUACGUAUACAGCUGUACACACUGAAUUAAUUGCUAGCGGAGGCCUAUUAUAUUGCAGUAUAAAAAGUCACACUCGCUCGCUUGCAGCUAGCGAUUAAACAAACAUUAAUGGGAAACAUAAAUGAGAACUGCUCUUUGUACUCCUCUAAGAUGUCUUGUGAUUAAGUAUUUUGGCAAGAUUCCAAGUCGAUCUUGUCCAUCGAUUUUGAAUCUUAAUUUGUAAUCCACUUUUAACGAUAAUUCCACCUCGCCGUCAGACCACGAAACGUAAUCAAUUUUGUUGUCUCUACCAGAAUCUUCUUUCGGCCCCGGAUUAUGACAUUUUCGGAGCUGUUAUUUCUUCGAUUCCGUUCAAAGAUGGCGGAAUGAAGAAUUAUCCAGGCCUUAAGUGCGUGCGUAACCUGAGUUGCGGUGUGGACGGUAGACAUUUAAUUCGUUUUCCAACAUGGAAUUUUCCUGUUGCGCUGUCACAGUGAAAAAGCCGUUUCCACAUUUAUACGGCGUAGAUCAGGUUCCGAGGCUUCAAUUUGCAUUUUUAACCCAUGUUUUAACUUAAAAGUCUGAUUACAAAAUUGUUAAUAAACAAAUGUGCAUAAAGAUGACAGUGUUUGAAAUUACUAUCACUGGGAACCAUAUUGGUUCUCAAUAGAAUGUCAUCGCGGUGCAGGAUUUGUCGAAUGAACGGACUUGAAUUUUUUUGAACUUAAAAUAACAUCUGCGUAUUGCAAACAAACGUUGUUAAGAAUUGUUUAAAUAUGGCGCGGAAGCUGAAAUGAUGUAACGGUUGUGUAAUUUUGGCUUUCGCAAAGUCUCAACUAAGGUACCUAUUUUGUCUUAUUGCUUGCUGAACAAAUAUGAAAACCAUUACUGGUUUUGUGUUCUGGUUUUUAUCGCAACUUGUGUGGAAGAAAGUCUUAACAACUACAAAUCCGCCAUCGGUUGGUGUGUCAUACAAUCCGACACCGUUUCCAACAUCCCAGUAUGCGACAUUGGUUGGUACACUUCCACCUGCCUACUGUUUGAUAUCUCUUAAAGGUGACGAGGGAACGUUUGGCGAUAAGCUUACUUUGGAGACACCGCUGAAGCCAUCUGAAAGCCCUACGCCGACGACUGUGCCGACGUCCUCGCCGUUACCUUCAGCAACUACACCCACGACUACACCUACCAGCCCACCCGAGACCACAGGCAGCUGUGUUAAAUACAAAAAAUGGAAGAUCACAGUUCGUAAGGAGCACUUCGUAGAGAUGACCCUUGAAAGUAUCAAUCUGGGUCCUGGAGCAUGCCUGUAUAACAUGUUUUUGAUUGUAAAGGAUGCUGAUGCCAUGUCAAGUAAUGUACUUCAUAUUCAAUGUGAAGCAGAUGCUGUUCCUCGACGUAUAUGGUCCAGUAGCAAUGUAAUGGUAGUAGAGAGAUAUGGCAGGAGUUCACGAUCGACUGCAAAUACAGGAUUCCAUGCAAGCUACCAAGCAAUACCUUUAAGCAAGGGAGGUCUGUAUAUCGUUUAUUACCAACCCAAAUUCGCACUUAGCCGAUCCGAAGCCGUGUCGACUGCCCUGAUAUCUUUCAAUAUCAAGUCACUGACUUGAUCUGGCCACGAUAUCACGGUCACUUGAAUGAGUUUGAGUACGGUAAAUACCUAAUCGUACCUUUUUGGUACGCUUCGCCUGCAUAUCAGGCUCGUUUGG